Myodes glareolus (Bank vole) is the source of this 5081-nucleotide messenger RNA. It is a transcript of the gene Fbxo28, whose product is annotated as F-box protein 28. The record is from RefSeq and is a predicted model, not a curated record. Gene Ontology annotation, biological process: protein polyubiquitination. Lineage: Eukaryota; Metazoa; Chordata; Mammalia; Rodentia; Cricetidae. Gene Ontology annotation, molecular function: protein binding.
AGGACUCAAACUCCCAAGAUGGCGGCGGCGUCUGAGGAGCGGAUGGCUGAAGAAGGAGGCGGCAGCCACGGCGAUGGCGGCGCCUGUUCGGCCUCCGGCUCCGCUCAGCGACAGCCCCCGCCGACCCCGUCGCAGGCCCCGCAGCUGGGCUCCCAGGCACCCGCGGCGCCCGCGCUGGCUCCGGACCACCUGCCUCAAAACAACACACUGGUGGCGCUGCCCAUCGUAGCCAUCGAGAACAUACUCAGCUUUAUGUCCUACGACGAAAUUAGCCAACUCCGCCUGGUUUGUAAAAGAAUGGACUUGGUCUGUCAGAGAAUGUUGAAUCAGGGAUUUCUGAAAGUGGAGAGGUACCACAAUCUAUGUCAGAAGCAAGUUAAAGCACAACUGCCAAGGAGAGAGUCAGAAAGAAGAAACCAUUCCUUAGCUCGUCAUGCAGAUAUCCUUGCUGCCGUGGAAACAAGGCUGUCACUGUUAAAUAUGACUUUCAUGAAGUAUGUGGACUCCAACCUCUGUUGCUUCAUACCAGGAAAGGUGAUUGAUGAGAUUUACCGUGUACUGAGAUACGUCAAUUCUACCAGAGCCCCUCAGCGAGCCCAUGAAGUGCUACAGGAGUUACGGGAUAUCUCCUCCAUGGCCAUGGAGUACUUUGAUGAGAAGAUUGUUCCAAUUCUGAAGAGGAAAUUACCAGGAUCAGAUGUGUCUGGAAGACUCAUGGGCUCCCCUCCAGUUCCCGGACCAUCUGCAGCACUGACAACAAUGCAGCUCUUCUCCAAGCAGAACCCUUCGAGGCAGGAGGUCACCAAGCUUCAGCAGCAGGUUAAAACCAAUGGUGCUGGCGUGACUGUCCUCAGGCGUGACAUUUCUGAGCUCCGCACCAAAGUGCAAGAGCAGCAGAAACAGCUUCAAGACCAAGACCAGAAACUGCUAGAGCAGACCCAGAUCAUAGGUGAACAGAAUGCACGGUUGGCAGAGCUGGAACGGAAGCUUCGAGAAGUCAUGGAAAGUGCAGUAGGAACAUCCUCAGGUUCUGGGCAGGGUGAGGACUCUCCUCGGAAACGAAGGAAGGCGACAGAAGCCAUAGACUCUCUUAGGAAAUCCAAACGACUUCGGAACAGGAAGUAAAUUGGAAUGUGGCUGUAGCUCUGGGGAAGAUGUCUGUGGCCGGGAGUUUAAGCAGCUCUUCCUGUCAGGAUACUGGAGCAACGUGGUGUCCCUUAGGCUUCCAGGCGAUCAAAACACAACUUACACUUGGCUCUUGUGGUUGGCGUCCCUUCUCGCGCUUCUCUGGUGGAGCUGAUGCAGAGAACCUCUUACUCUGCAAUAGAUCUGUACUAACCAGACCCAUGCUAUCAUCUUUGGGAGCUAACGUUUUUCCUGUGCAGGUGAUGUGUUAAGUUUGUCUGUUUCAGCAUAUAUGCACAUUACAUACGGAUUUUAACAAACCAUUCUUGACAGACUCAAAGUUAAGUUUAAUACAUAAGAUGUCCUGUUCACUUGAAAGAAAAAAAAAUCUACUUUUUAAAUGGACACUAUCUUGUUUUUUUUUUUUUUUAAAAAAAAAGGUUGACUUUUUGUUUGUUAUAAGUGACCUUUGUCUGGAAUGUCUGAGAAGUAGUUAAUACUGUGCUGUUGCAGCGGUGGGUAAGGGAAGGCCCACAGAGUGUUACUGUAGAAGGGCUCUACAGUACUGACUAUAUUUUUAUAAGCUACUGGCAAGGGAUGUUUCCAGUUUUUAGAUACAUGCUUUCAGUUUUCCUUGGGGCCAUGGCCUACAUCUGCAUGGAUGGGUGCAUGCAUUGCCUAGUCAGCUCUUGCACUGGUGUCCAUCUUGACCUCUGCACCACUUGUAGAUCUGCGCCUUCGCUUACUGUCUUCCUCUGCAGCGGCUUGCCUGGAAGGGGAGAAUUGCCAGUCCAUUUGUCCUCCGGUUUCGCAGGCACAAGAGACUGUAGAGCCCAUUGAUGUGUCUCUUCUCUGUAGGGUUCAGGUACACUGGCCAAGACAGAACCCCAAAUCCAAGCCUCUUUCUGUAGACAUCAGACCUCUGGGAAGCAGUCAUGAGGCUGACUUGUCACUGUGCUCAUGGGUCAACCAUGACGAAUAGGGACCCAACUGAAGGAAAGUUCAUUGAAGAAAAUGUGCCGUGAAAUUAGUUUGAUUAUUUCAUAUCUAAGGGCUUUGCCGAAGCCUUUGAAUACCACUUUCGAGCUCCUGUGAUAACUCUGACAGAACCGUUAGUUUUCCGAGCUCCUGCGAUCUAAAGAUUUAGAUUUGUUUGCACUCUGUUUUGAGCUCGUAACUGGAAAAGUGUGUCUUGCACUGUCCAACCUUCUGAGUGGUUCACACUCUCCAAAUUGUGUAAAAUGGUUCUUUUCCCUGUUGUAUAUUUUUGAAACAUCCAACAAUCACUGUCCUAUUUUUAUUUUAAUGUACUAAAUUAUGUAGUUUUGUUCUUUUAACCAUCUGUUGCUUUGGGCUUCAGUUAUUUAUAGUAAUUUAGCUGUGAGAUAGUUAAAACUAUCCCUUUCCAGGUGAAAGUUGACACCUGUGGAAAACUAAGGUUUGGUAAUCCCGCAGUGGGAGGGAAGCACAAGGGUGUCAUCCGUCCAACACGAUGUGUCCUGCUCCUGCAUCCUUUAGGACACUUUCACCAAGUGACACUUCCUACCCAUUCUUAAUAUUGUCCCCUCAUGAUCGUGCCCUUGGGUUUCGUUCAAGUCUGGCUUUGAAGGUCCGUUUACGAUGUAGUGUGUUUCAGUGAGAAUACAUAACAUGGCAUCCAAGUGUCUCAUGGUUUGUUGGUAAGGUAAUUUUAAAAUAAACAGUUUCCUAAAAAGAUUUGUCAGCCCAGGUCAUCCAUAACGGUCCUUGUCUAGAACUUGUUUUCUCAGCAGGUCUCACUUUUGCAGUUCUAGGAAGUAGCCAUAUCACCGUAGCCUUGGAGGAGGCCUAUUGGGCACUCAGAGCUUGACUUUCUUAGUCUACCGUUGUGGUAGAAGAAGACUUGGUAAGCAUCAAAGUACAGGUUUUCAGAGUAUAAUCCUUAUGCAUCAAAGAAAUAAGCCUCAAAUUAGUUCUCCAAUAAUUAUUAAAAGUUUCUUUCAAACUACAUCUAACUAGCCUAAAUGUAAUCACCAGUCUUCCAUUAGUUGAUGUGAAUGCCUGGCUUUCACAGUGAGCAUCCACAGUAAGAAGGUACGGGGACAUGUCUGCCGCACGCCUGUGGUCUGCCCAUCAGAUUUGCACUUGCAUCAUGAGUAUCCGUAACUAUGAGAAUAAAGUACUACAGCCCGCUUGUCUUGAGCUUUCCUUGGAGUAGCUAACACAGGUCAGGCAGUUGUCUUCUCCACUUAAUACAGUGCUUUGGAAUAGCAUAGUAGCAUUUAGAGUUUUCCAAAGCACACAUUAUUAAUAGCUAAAACUGACUUGCCAUGGGAAAACUUGCCCGCCUCCUGAGAGAGACAUCUUGCAUUUCCUGGCAGAAACUUACCUGCUGUGGGUAGUUGACAGCACAUUUCAGAAAGUAUCCCCACCGAGAAGUGGUUCCUCUGUGUGAAUGACUCAUUCCCAUGUAUAAGUUCACCCAUGGUGCACACUACACACAGGCAUACAAACAUGACAAGACAUGGAUGGGAGGUGAAGAGGACUGGCCCCUGGCCCGCAGAGCCCUGCUCACCUCCCACACUGACUGCUCAACUGUUUCCAGCGUGGUCAUGACGCUCUUCAGACUUCCCUUCUGAUGUAGAGAGCCUGGCAGUAAUGGGGGCAAUUAACAGUAACCUUACUGUUGUAGACUAUUGGGGUACCCCAAGUCAAAAGCCAAUGAUUUAGAAUCAACUUUUUUUUUUUUUUUUUUGUAAAACAUGUUUUUGGAGUACUGAACUUCACAGGGGCUUGCCUUAAUUUAGUAGUUUCAAGAGGUAUGUGCUACUAGUCUAUGUGUUGAAAUGUUAAAAUAUUCUAUGUAGCCCAAGAAUGGGUAAAACAGUUUAAUGCCUAAAAGGUGUCACUGCAGCUGGGUUUUUAGAGAAAGUGGACGUACAAGAAAUAGGCUAUGCGCCAUGAACGGAAACGAUGGCACCGUGGGGUUGCACUGUUUCAUGCACUGUUUUCUAUGCCAUUUCAUAGCCUGCACUUUAACCUCCAAAGAAAUGCUGUGUGCUGCCCGUUCCUAGUUGGUGAGCUCAUUCCUAAAACGGCACUAAUCCUAUCAUUUCUCUGUGCUGAGUUAGUUUCCUUAGCUGCCUUCCUCAUUGAGUUCUCUGCUUCUUUAGCCAUAAUACUUUGUAGGAGCUGAGAACUCGUGUCCCCUCAGUUUCCAACAGCGUAACAUUUUAAUUUAGUGUAAACCUCAUCCUUGGUGGUCAGCCCAGUCCUAGAUCCUCUUCUAGCGGUGACUACCUGUUUUUUUCUUAAACCGAACCCUCAGAAAGUAGACACUGUGAGAUUUGAAAGCAGGAAGAGAAGACCUGAAAGGGACACAGAAAGUGACACGGCUGCCUGGAAGUGACUGGUUCUAACAGGAAAUUCACUGUUCUAUGCUUUGGCUUGAGACCUGCAUGAGUUUCUUUUGGACACAAGACGUUCAGUUAAAACUACUUAAAACAUAGAGCCUACCAUCUGCAGGAAGUUGUUUUCAACAAGCACUAUAAAGCAACAGUGACCACUGCUGGUGGAGUGUGGCCGCCGGCUGCGCAUCACACAGCCAAGAACUAAGGCAAGCUUGAGUGAUGUUGGCUUUUCCCAAUUUCCUAAGAAUCCUAGUUAUAUUUCUGAAGCUCAAGCACUAAAUCCACCUUUUACCGCUGUGUCUGAAGAUAGCCACAUGCUUUAGCGUAGGAAUCCAACCAGGCUAUUAUUGCCAAAGUCUAGUGGUUCAUACUGCCAAAAGGUUUAACGUGUUGAAGAUUCCUUUAUGUGGUACCAUAUGUCUGUUUACUUAUGCUCAUGAGCGACAAUAAACCACUAGUUUACCUUCUGGAAUUUUCAUUGUUGUGACCUAAUCAAUUAUGGGAAGGUGAAAAAAAGCCCCUCCCAGUCACACAGCAGGGCACAGAAAUAAAUGUGUUGUCACCAGG